This is a messenger RNA of Hemibagrus wyckioides, 1591 nucleotides long. Its product is annotated as peptidase inhibitor 16. Gene Ontology annotation, cellular component: extracellular region. The coding region runs from base 169 to 921 and encodes 250 amino acids. The record is from RefSeq and is a predicted model, not a curated record. NCBI's taxonomy places the organism in Eukaryota, Metazoa, Chordata, Actinopteri, Siluriformes, Bagridae. The transcript is spliced from 7 exons.
AUCAAUUUGUUAAGAAAAAAGCUGCUGUAAAACACAGGUUAAGAUUCUGAGCUGACUUUAAAGGUGUUGACUUUAAACCUGAGGACUGACAGAGACACUGCUGGGAAAACAGGCAACAUCUUUACACUCAACUGCUUAAAUCAGAUCCCAUCCUGUAUCAGCUCCAGGAUGAUUUGGAGAACAGUCCUGCAUUACACUUCACUGUGGCUCGUCCUGUCUUUAGUGUCUGGAGAGCUCACAAAUGAGCAGAAGAACCAGAUCUUGGAUUUGCAUAACAAGUACCGCUCCUCAGUCAACCCCCAAGCUGCUAAUAUGAAACGCAUGCUUUGGGAUGAAUCGUUAAGCACGGUGGCUGCAUCAUACGCCACUAACUGCACUUGGGAGCACAACCCUAAAAUCUUUGGCAUACUUGGCGAAAACCUCUUCAUGACGCUCGGACCCCUGAACGUUGACCAACCGAUCGGUUUAUGGUAUAACGAGUAUGUGAAUUACAACUUAUACUACAACAGCUGCGUUGAGGGGAAACUGUGUGGACACUACACUCAGAUGGUGUGGGCCAACACCUCCUUUAUUGGCUGCGGUGCACAUUACUGCAAUGAUGUUUCUAAAUUUGAUGCUAAAAAUGCCACAAUCCUGGUCUGCAACUAUUAUCCUCCAGGUAAUAUAAUGGGACAGUCACCUUAUCAGGAAGGACCUCCGUGCACCAAAUGUCCAAAUGGGACGUUAGGAUGUACGAACAAUUACUGCGAUCUCGGUACCAGUAUAACUACAGGACUUUCACCAGCCUCUAUAGCAACUUUGCUUAACACAGGAAACUUGGUCAACAGCAUGAACGCAGCAAAUGCAGCAGGAUUUAUGAAACCCUCGGCGGUUCCGCUACUGCUCACUGCCCUGGCAGCACUUUAUAUUCGAAUGACAUGAAAGUGAGCUGAAGUUUGUCAAUGUCAAGGUCAAGUUUGAUUUUUAAUUUCAUUACAAUUUAUUUUUUGAUUUUUUAAUUUAAUUUAAUUUAAUUAUAUAUAUAUAUAUAUGACACUUCUAGUCCCUAAGAAAUGAAGGCAACAGCAGUUUAGGGACUAGAAGUGUCAUAUAUAUAUAUAUAUAUAAAACCCAAGUCCCUAAACUGCAGUUGCCUUCAUUUAUUAUAGUAAUAAAUAAGUCAUAUGUUAUAGUAUUAUAUCUAAAAUAUUUAUAAAUCUAUUUAUUUUGAAUACUAUAAUAUCAUAUUGGUAACACUGGGUGUUUCAUGUGUUUCAUGCUAAUCUCUUUACAUUAUCGUUCAGUAUUUAUAUAUAUUUUACACAUAGAUUGUAUGAUAUGUAAAAUUUAAAUGAGGAGGGUUUUACUGUUUGUUUGUUUUUGUUUUUUUUUAAACUGAAAACUAAAUCGAAAAGACUCCAUUAAACUCCAUUACAAUAAAGCAACUGGAAAUGUCAAGCUACAGAAAGUCAAUUAUGUUUCAAAGUUAUUCUUUAUCAUUUUUAAACAUUCUAAGCUGUUUCCUCCUUGUCAUUUCGUCUUUUUACAUGAAAUAAAGGCUGGGACACACUGUAUAGUACAUGACUAAACUAAUAAAUUAUUAAUCAACAUG